Paramecium octaurelia is the source of this 1474-nucleotide messenger RNA. The record is from the annotation of a GenBank genome assembly. NCBI's taxonomy places the organism in Eukaryota, Ciliophora, Oligohymenophorea, Peniculida, Parameciidae.
AUGUUAGAAUUAAUAAAUUAUUAUGAAUUUCAAUUUCUAUAUUUUUUUCAUAGUUUUUAUUUCCAAAUAAUGCUUUCUUGUAAGAUUCUCUAAUUAAUUAAGGCAAUGAGGAGUACUUCUACAGAAGUAAGAUUUGUGAUGCAACUGAUAAUGUUACUUGUAUGGGGUGUUAGCAUUACUCCUUUGAUGAGAAGAUCAAUUUACCAUACUGGAUGGCUAGUAUGUAGUUUAUUUAAUGGAUAGUUCACAUUUUAUAAGUUUUUGUAGUGGCAUUAUCUUCAUUAGUAGGAUUGGGAGCAGAAAUCCAAAAAACCUCUAUAUUGAUGGCCUUAUUACAUUACAACGAAUAUGAAGCAACUAAUAUUACAUAGUACCCAUUUCAGAUUUAUUAGUUAUGUUUCUAUUGUGUCAAGUUCUAUCUAUCUGUUAUUUCUCUAUUGUUAAAAUGAAAUCGACCUUAUUGAUGUGCAGGCUGCUUAGCUAUUUUUCCCAUUUAUUGUAAUUUUUACCGACCUUGGAAAUUAUUUUAACAGAGCCUUCUAUGAUUAAAUAAUAGUGUUGAUCACGAUUGGCUUAGAAUAUAUUUGGAUAAUAUUAUUAACAUUAAAAUAUGAUAGAUCAAGAAGUCACGAAAUUGAAUCAAAGAGGAAGGAGAUUACUUGGGAUGAAAACUUAAUUAAUAACCCCCAGAGAACCUAAUCUUAUUUGAGCCUCAUUCAGUAACCUACCAAUGAAAAAAAUUUGAAAUGUGCCCUUAUGGAGAUUGUAGUUUUAUAAUUUUUCUUGCAACUAUUGCUCCUUGUAUUACGAGGAGGCAAUAAGCUGCAAUUAAUUACAUUCGAAUAUAGUGGUCUAUGGUAUUGGAUAUCUACCAUAAGUAUUUAUAUAUUAGGAACAUUAAUUCUAUGUUAUCUUUACAGUAAGUAAGCGAAUGAUUAUCAGCAACACAUGCAUAAUGAUCCAAAUUUUUAUUAGAUUAGGCCUUUGAAUUAAAGUCUAUUAUUGAUUUCGAUUGCAUUGAUUUCGUUUUUCUUUAGUGGAACUGCUGGAGUUGGGGCGGGGUUAAUUUUAAUUCCCUGUUGCAUUCUAAUCUAAAGAUUCCGAAUGGGGAUCUUAAAGGCUAUCAGAACAAUGAUUUUUGUGCAAUUUUUGAUUGAUCUAUGUGUGAUUGGACAAACUUUGGAAAGUAAUGAGAUUUAAGAUAUGCAUAGAUUAUAAUUCUGUAUAAAUUAAAGACCAAUUAUUUUACAUGGCAAUUGGAUUUGUAUCUUCCAUUUUUACUAUUAUUUUACACAUAAAAUUUAAAAAAGAAUAGAGCUAGCUCAUAUUAAUUAUCUUUAUUAUUGGACUAUUUGCUUUUGAUUUUACUUUGGGAAUCUAUUAAGCCUACACAUUUAAGAGUCCGAUUAAGGGAAAUCCUUAUUUCUCAAUUUCUAUUGAUGAUUGUUCUGUGGAUUGUUAAUUUUAAGAAUGA